AUGUCUGCAUACGAAGACCCACUUUCCAGCCCAAAUAUGGCAAGCUCAAUAGUUUUUAUGAGUACAAAUUGAUCUAUUUUUGAAGAUGAUGAUUUCUUAAAUAACUUUAAAAUGAAGCAAUCUUAAUUCACAAUGCUGGACAAAGUAAAGUUAUCCAGAGAGGUUAGCGAAUAAAGUAUCCUCUCCUAAGACUCCUAUGAUUUCGAAGCCAAAUAAGGAUUUAAAACUAAGAUAUGGAAGGAUAGAGCCUUAAAUAUUAUAGUUCUUGUUGCUCGUUUUGUUACUUACUUAUUGACUAAUUCGGAUAAAUUUAAAUUGCGAUACUUAGAUCAUAGGUAAUUUAAAGUUAUUGGAGAUAAGGCUUCUGAUUUUAAUUUUUAUUUAACACAUAAAUUAAUAAGAGGCAAGGCAAAAUAAGGCUCAUUGGUAUUUUACUUUGUUAUCUCAAGGAAUUGCUAUCAACAAAAAUUAAGCUGUACCUAGGUUUUUUAAGAGUGUUUUCCUCAAUCAUAAAGCCAAUCAGGCCUGAUAAUUCGCUUAAACUAUAUUGGGAUGUAGUAGUUUUUCUCAUUUUAUUAAUAAAUAUCCUUUAUAUACCACUUAAGAUCUCAUUUCAAAUAAGCCUUGUUGAUGGGGCUGAUUUUUUUUUGGACACUCUACCCUAAUAUGUGUUCGUUUUCGAAAUUUUGCUUAAUUUUAAUGUUGCUUACUAUUCAAGAGGAGUAUUAGUGUUAAAUAGAACAUAGAUAUUCAAACAUUAUUUGAAGGGAAAAUUUGCUCUUGAUUUUAUUGUUCUCAUCCCAUUUAUGAUAGGUAGAUCUAAUGUACCCUAUAUUGAGUUCGUGUUACUCUUUAGAGUAUCCAGGGUAUGCAUUAUUAAUAUGUUUUUAAAGGUUAUGUAUAUCUUCGAAAAUAUCGUUGAAACGACGAAUCUUAGAGUAAAUUUUGCAUCAGUUAUUGACAUAAUCUCAUUAAUGUCAACCUUCUUGUUUGCAUCACACAUUAUAGCCUGCAUUUGGCAUUUCAUUGCGAUGUAAGAAUCUUCAUUUGAGGAAAACACAUGGAUUCAAAGAGCCAAUCUGGUCGAACACAAUUGGCAGGCUAGAUAUAUUACAAGUUUUUAUUGGGCGUGUAUAACUACAUUGACUAUUGGCUAUGGUGAUAUAAUACCAGUAAAUAUUAUCAUAAUUAGUAAAAAGGUCACUCAAUAUGAGAAAAUAUUUGUCAUUUUCGUAACACUUUUAAGUUCUAUUAUCUUUGGUUAUACAAUUUCGAGUAUUGGUUCAAUCUUUGCUUAGAUGAGUGAAAACAAAAAUUACCUCAGAGAUAGAAUGACAUUAAUAGAUUCCUUUCUUAAAAAAAGAGGCUUGAAUAAAGAUUUACAAGUGAAAGUUAAGAAAUUUUUUGAAUACUUUUUGAAAUAAGAGAGAGAUUAAGAAUCAGAAUGUGAAAAAUUAAUGAUUCAUUUAUCAGGGACUUUGAACAGGGAAGUCAAGAUUGAUUUUUAUAAAAACAUCUUGUGCACUUCUAAAUUAAUUAGACAAAACUUUUCUGCUCAAUUUAUAGAAAAGUUAUGUAUACUUGUGAAAGAAUAAUCUUUUGUUCCAGAAGAAAUCAUCUCGAUAGAAGGGUAAUUAAAAAUUAAUGAUUAGAUAAAAGGUUGAUAAAAUUUACUUUAUACUCAAAGGAGAGGUAGAAGCUUAUAUUAGUAACAACAAAACAAUUAAAAUCUAUUCAAGAAGUUAAGCUAUAGAUGAAAAGUCAUUCAUUUCACAACAUCCUGCUUUGUUCUCCACCAGAGCUAUCAAAUUCUCAAAGCUAGCUUAUAUUACAUAUGAUGAUUUAUUAGAAUUAUUAAAAUACAAUCAAGAAGACAGAGAGCAUUUUUAUUAUGUUAAACAUCAAAUAGAAUUUGGUGGAAGAGUUAAAAUGGGAGGAUGUGAAUUAUGUCAUCAAAAUCAUGAUUUCAUAAAGUGUCCUUUUGUAUUCUAUACACCAAAUAGCUUAAGGUUAUUUAAAAAAAAUGAUCAUGAGGAAAAAUAACAUCGGAGAUUCAAAACUAGAUCUAGAAUAAAUCAAAAAAUUCAUAAUGUAAUGUAAAUUAAUUGCUAUAAAUAGAACUCUCUAGCAUAAUUAAGAAAUUUAUAAUAGUUAGUCUUUAACUAUUGUGCCUGCUAGGGUUUGUUAAAUGAAAUUGGGCCAAAUUCAGAAUUUAUUUUAUCAAACAAAUUCAAUUUCUAACAAGAUUCAGCCUAAGAAGAAAUAGAUCCUAGCAUGACAAAUUCAGAUAACGAAUCUGAAUAUAAGCCAAUAAAAUCUUAAAAUUAUCUACAAAUUAAAAGAGAUUCCAAACGGAAGGUUUCUGAAAAUAAAGAUUCUCAAUCUAUAAAAUCCAAAAAAAAAUACACAAGAAUUUCUAUUUAAAAAAUAUGUUAAUAAAAUAGAAAUUCAGCAUAAUAUGAAAGAGAGAAUUGUAUUCAAGAAAGGAAACACAAAUCCAGCACAAAGAGAGUCACUUUAAUAUAAAAUUAGAUGAAACUUGAAUAGAGUGAAAGAUUCGAGGAAGACCCUUUAUAAACUUAAUUUUAAUAAACAAUUGCUUUAACCUAAUAAUAACAAGGAUAAUCACAGUUACCUUCACCAUAAAUCUAAUAGAAUUCGGCAAAAUUGCUUGAUGUAGAUUAACUAUCAUUUAUUGAAAUUGAUAUUGCAAGAUAAAUGCUUAAAAAAGAAUGCGAUAUAGAUUCAUAAAAAGAAAUGGAAUUUUAUGAUACAGGAUUUAAUUUUUAAAUAGUUGUUGGUAAGUUGAAAAAAGUAAGUAAAAAGCUACCUAUAAAAUUGAAAAGAAAAAAAAUGAGAAAAUCCUUCGCAAGAUCUUAAUCAAUAAGGCAUAUUAGCUAAACUAGAUCUUGA
Messenger RNA from Paramecium octaurelia, 2913 nucleotides. The record is from the annotation of a GenBank genome assembly. Lineage: Eukaryota; Ciliophora; Oligohymenophorea; Peniculida; Parameciidae.